Zeugodacus cucurbitae (melon fly) is the source of this 1475-nucleotide messenger RNA. RefSeq lists its product as uncharacterized. The record is from RefSeq and is a predicted model, not a curated record. The transcript is spliced from 4 exons. Lineage: Eukaryota; Metazoa; Arthropoda; Insecta; Diptera; Tephritidae. Bases 1165 to 1317 code for a protein of 50 amino acids.
CUUUUUACCAAAAUUUAAACGCUUCAAUUGGUUGGUUUGGAAUAUCAAUGGUUUUUUCGGAGGAACUCGACCGUGUAGGCCACUCGAAUGUAGUGCCCGACGAAUUGUGCUAGCACUAACUUUCCAAUCUGAAGUUCCCGAUUUAUUUUUUGCCAUUUUCACUGCACUUUUAGAAGGAUUUUUCUUUACACUUCAAAAAAUUACCUUGAUUCUGCAACAUUUAGUCGUUUUGCUCUACCAGAUUUGUGAGAAAUUUCCAAAUUUCCAUAGUUUUUUGCUUGUCAAUGAUUUUUUUACAGCAUUAUAAUUUUUUUUAUAGUUUAGGUACAUCCCAUGUAGCCCAUCGAGCAUUUAUGAGAUCACCUAUACAAAGAAUGACAAAAAAUUGUAAAUUGGAAGUAACAGGAAAACUUGUAAAUUCCAUGCCUCGACGUUUACCAUCCAUAAUUAAAGCGAAUGGAAUGCACACAAAGUAUUUAACUUUUGUUUCCAUCGCUAUCUGUUCAUUUGUACACUUUCUUUUGACGCUGUCUGUAUAUACCAAUAUAUGUAUAAAUAGUUCGCCUGAUAUAUAUGUAUGUAUGUAUGUACAUACACACAUUGUAGAGGCAUAUGAUCUGAACAAUUUUAGCGAAUCUGAAUGCGAUCAGGACAAUUUUGUUAGUAUACAGAUACGGAAGUUCCAUGUAAAAAUAUCUUUGUAUAUAUUUACACACAUAAUCACAAAAUAUUUUCGCAACAAAAAGUAACUUUUAUUGUGAAUAUGUCCGCACUUUUUUCGUUCAGCUAAGAAAACCGCCUCUGGCUUAUUUCAGAAAGUAUUUUUAGAUUAUGACAGAUUCAACGACUAAACGUUUGUCGUUCGAACGUAUUCAGUUCUUGCCUACCAAACAGCUGCGUGGCAAUUUGCAAACAUAUGUUAUUUGUUUGUUAUUUUCGUUCCAACAAAAAGCGCAACCUUACAGAAUAGUUACUGGUUAUCUAAUCGACAAGAACAAAACUGGAAAAGAACACAAGCUGAACAGUCUCCAAAAGUAACAUUUUUUCCUGUCGAGCUUUCGGGAGAAACAACUUGUUGUUGCUGUCACUUGUGCUUUAUUUUCGUUUUUUGUUUAGUGCUCAGUUUUUGAGAAACUCUUCAAAGUGGCGUUUGAUUUUUCCGACAUGUUGAAAUUUUUGAUAACAUUUGGGGCUGGAAUAUACACUGGAAUUUAUAUAAGUCAAAAUUAUGAGGUUCCUCGUGUAGAUGAACCCGGCAAGCUGGUUGAUAAAAUAAAAGAAUUUGCUGAUGAACAUAGAAAAAACAUAAUGAAAUGAGCAACAAACGAACAUCAAGCAAACCGCAAAAACUCGUCCUCGAAAAAUUCGUAAAAAUAUCCAGCGGCAGAGGUAUUAUGCUUAUGUAUUUAAAAUAUCAAAUAUUUGAAACAAAUAUAAGAUAAGUAAAUAUUUGCCUACAUUUGAAAGGUUUACAA